Antechinus flavipes (yellow-footed antechinus) is the source of this 1168-nucleotide messenger RNA. It is a transcript of the gene MRPS22, whose product is annotated as mitochondrial ribosomal protein S22. Gene Ontology annotation, molecular function: structural constituent of ribosome. Lineage: Eukaryota; Metazoa; Chordata; Mammalia; Dasyuromorphia; Dasyuridae. Gene Ontology annotation, cellular component: mitochondrial small ribosomal subunit. The record is from RefSeq and is a predicted model, not a curated record.
AUGCCUCAAGACUUUUGGCGUGACUUAGGAAGUUGAAGCCUUUCGUAGCCGGGGCAGGUAGCUGGCGGAGUGAUGGCGGCUUUCAGAGUGCCGGCUUCCUUUUGGCUUUGCCGAGCGGCAUCUCGGGGCACGGGACUUCUAAGGGUCAGACCCCGGCUCCCGUUUUCGCCCUCGCCGGGGGCUUGCGGGACAGCACCGUCUUGUCGUCGGGUGGGCUCCGAGGCUAGCUCAUGUUGCUCGGAUACAAAGAAGCCAGAAUUCACAGAUGAGGAAGUUCAAAAUAUACUCACCAAAAUGACUGGUUUGGAUUUACAGAAGGUUUUUAAAGCAGCUAAACAACCACUCAAGCCACCAACAUAUAAGCUAAUGACAGAAGCACAACUGGAAGAGGCCACAAGACAUGCUAUCGAGGCAGCUAAAGAACGGUUAAAAAUGCCUCCUGUGCUGAAAGAACGACAGCCUAUAAAUGACGUAUUAGCAGAUGAUAAAAUCCUUGAAGGAACUGAAACUUCUAAAUAUGUGUUUACUGAUUUAACAUAUAGCAUUCCACAUCGUGAGCGUUUCAUUGUUGUAAGGGAACCAAGUGGUGUUCUACGCAAAGCUUCCUGGGAAGAACGAGACAGAAUGAUACAAAUCUUUUUUCCAAAAGAAGGUCGUAAGGUUUUUCCACCACUAAUGUUCCAGGAAGAAAAUCUCCAGACUUUGUUCAGUCAGGAUCGUCAUGAAGAUGUGCUCAAUCUUUGUGUUGCACAGUUUGAGCCAGAUUCAGCUGAUUAUAUUAAAGUUCAUCACCAGACAUAUGAAAACAUAGAAAAGCACAGUAAAUAUGACGUUUUGCGUUCAACAAGACACUUUGGGGGAAUGGUGUGGUAUCUGGUAAAUAAGAAGAAGAUUGAUGGUUUGCUGAUUGACCAGAUUCAGAAAGAUUUAAUGGAUGAUGCAACAAGUUUGGUCGUUCUGUAUCACAUGCUCCAUCCAAAUGGACACUCAGCCAAGCAAGCUAAAGAACAAGGGGCUGAGGGAUUGGACUUAAUUAAGGUCUUUGCCAAAACAGAAGCACAAAAGGGAGGAUACAUAGAGUUGACUUUACAGGCUUACCAAGAGGCAUUAAGUAGUCAUUCUGCAGCUUCCUGAAGAAAGUACUUAAAUAAAUUUUCUUUUUAUUAAA